This is a messenger RNA of Ochotona curzoniae (black-lipped pika), 2521 nucleotides long. It is a transcript of the gene SMYD5, whose product is annotated as SMYD family member 5. NCBI's taxonomy places the organism in Eukaryota, Metazoa, Chordata, Mammalia, Lagomorpha, Ochotonidae. The transcript has 13 exons. Gene Ontology annotation, molecular function: histone H4K20 methyltransferase activity; protein binding. The record is from RefSeq and is a predicted model, not a curated record. The coding region runs from base 15 to 1274 and encodes 419 amino acids.
GAGGCGCGCCCAAGAUGGCGGCCUCCAUGUGCGACGUGUUCUCCUUCUGCGUGGGCGUGGCGGGUCGGGCCCGGGUCGCCGUGGAAGUCCGUUUCGUGAGCAGCGCCAAGGGAAAGGGACUGUUUGCCACACAGCUGAUCCGGAAGGGGGAGACCAUCUUUGUUGAACGGCCCCUAGUGGCUGCACAGUUUCUCUGGAAUGCACUUUAUCGCUACCGAGCCUGUGACCACUGCCUUCGAGCACUGGAGAAGGCAGAAGAGAAUGCGCAGAGGCUCACUGGGAAGCCAGGCCAAGUGUUGCCUCAUCCGGAGCUAUGCACUGUGCGCAAGGACCUCCACCAGCACUGUCCCCACUGCCAGGUGAUGUAUUGCAGUGCAGAAUGUCGGCUGGCGGCUGCUGAACAGUACCAUCAGGUCCUGUGCCUGGGCCCCUCGCAGGAUGACCCCUUGCAUCCUCUCAAUAAGCUGCAGGAGGCAUGGAGGAGUGUUCACUAUCCCCCCGAGACUGCAAGCAUCAUGUUGAUGGCCCGGAUGGUGGCCACGGUGAAGCAGGCGAAAGACAAGGACCGUUGGCUCAGGCUCUUUUCCCAGUUCUGUAACAAGACAGCCAAUGAGGAGGAGGAGAUUGUCCACAAACUCCUGGGGGACAAAUUCAAGGGCCAGCUGGAACUGCUGCGGAGACUCUUCACUGAGGCCCUUUAUGAGGAAGCGCUCAGCCAGUGGUUCACUCCAGAUGGAUUCCGGUCUCUCUUUGCUCUGGUUGGGACCAAUGGCCAAGGGAUCGGGACCAGCUCCCUGAGCCAGUGGGUCCAUGCUUGUGAUGCCCUGGAGCUGAAGCCUCAGGACCGCGAGCAGCUGGACGCCUUCAUUGACCAGCUGUACAAGGACAUCGAGGCAGCGACUGGUGAAUUUCUUAACUGUGAAGGAUCCGGCCUUUUUGUACUUCAGAGCUGCUGCAACCACAGCUGUGUCCCCAAUGCAGAAACCUCCUUCCCAGAAAACAACUUCCUCUUGCAUGUCACCGCCUUGGAGGAUAUUAACCCAGGAGAGGAAAUCUGUAUCAGUUACUUAGACUGCUGUCAGCGAGAACGCAGCCGCCACAGCCGCCACAAGAUCCUCAGGGAGAACUAUCUGUUUGUCUGCUCGUGCCCCAAAUGCGUGGCAGAGGCUGACGAGCCCAAUGUGACUUCGGAGGAGGAGGAGGAAGAUGAUGACGAGGAGGAGGAAGGAGAACCAGAAGAUGCAGAGCUUGGGGAUGAAAUGACUGAUGUGUGAUUGUGGCCCUCUCUGGAAGGGGCUCUGCCAGAUAGGGGACCCUUCCUUCAGAGAGGAGACAUGGAAGAAUUCCCACUCCUGUUGCCUGCUUUCCCCUUCCAGCUCUCUGUGCCAGAGAGUAGCAUGGAGUCUGGACCCCAAGCCUCCCAUCCUUACAAGAACACACGCCCUGGACACUGCUGCUGAGUUGGCUCAGGACCUGCACUGUCACUGAGGCUUUCCUUUGGCCCACCUCUAGGUUCUUGUGCCAUAGAGUGUGAGGGCCAGGGGCCAGGCUCCAGACCUAACAGCGCUUGUUCCCUGCGGCCCAUGCUUGCCAUUCACGGGGCUGCUUCCUAGCUCACUUGCUGUUGUAAAUCUGAGAAGAGGCUAAUUUCAUCAAAGCAGACGGGAAGUGGUGAGGCACCCUUCUGCUUCACCUCUGCUUGCCAUGGCUAUAGCUGGUAAGGCAAAUUGCCUGACCACUAGCCCAGUGUGGGAGAGGUAGAAAGAACUGGGCCUCUAGGUCACCCACCCUUGGGCUCUUUGCUGGGGAAGGCUGGUCCAGAAGGCUCAGCUCCCUCCUUGGGACACUGGGAGCAGUGGCGACUAACCUCUUCCCUAGACUUCAGAAUCUCUGUACCUUGUGCCUUGUCUCUUAGGCCCUGGUACAAUAGUGGCUCUGUCAGGCACAGACGAGGCCUCUGUCUUCUGUGGGAGGGGUCUGCAGGGGAGUACCACCCUUUCUCAUGUCCUCUUCCUCCUGAGGACUUGAGCAGCAUGGCUGAACUUGGGGGAUGACAGGCUUCUGCCCUUUCAUCUCAGAUCUCCAGUCUUCCCUAGAGCCAAUUGAGAUGGGUCAGUGAAGGGCUUGCCUGGCUCCAGUCUCUGUUUUCAGGGAAGAACUCUCAUGUCUUCCAGAAACCUAGAAGAAGGGCUGGAUAUUUGGAGAUCAUCUCCCACUGUGUCCUUGUUUGCCCCAUGUGAGCACCACAUCCUCCCAGCCUGUGGUUGGCUGCUGUGGAAACUGCAGCUCUCACUCCUAAUUCCUUCCUGCCAACUUGCCCCGAGGGGCUUGCACAUCCCUUUGCUUGAGGGAUCAGGGAGAAUGGGUACCCACCCAUAGGUCUCCAGGAUCAUGGAGCCCAAGGGAACCCACCUGGCUGACACCCUACCUGUUGGGUCAUUACUCCUUCACAGUCGCCAACACCUUGGCCUCACCUGCCCACUAUUCUCAAUAAAAUGUGAGUGGUGACAGGCCUCUGCAG